CUUUGUGCAAUUGUUCCUUCUCCUUUUCAUCUUGUCCUAUUCCAUUAUCUUAAUAUUGAUAUUUCUAGGCUAUGUUCUUGCCUUUGUUGUCUCCAUAUACAAGAAAAUGAAUAACGUAUCAGAAGACAUACUGAGCAGUUCAUGGCACAACCUGAGGCACUUUCUUGCACGUUAUUUGAUUAAAGUAGGAAGCAUACUGCAUGAUCAUGAGAUUAUAGGCAUGGAACAUCUACCAGAUGGACCAGCAAUUAUUGUUUUCUAUCACGGAAUAUCCGCCGGUGACUAUAUAUUAUUAUUCUGUAAACUGUAUGUACAGAAAGGAAGAAUUUGCAUUACAGUGGUUGACAAGAAAUUGUCCAGCAUCCCAGGAUUGAAGCCUAUUUUUGAUGUGGCUGGUUGCAUACGUGGUGGCAAAGCCGAAUGUCUAGAAAUGUUGAAGAAAGGCCAUUUACUGGGGAUCUCACCUGGUGGAGCAAGAGAAGCAAUCUUCAGUGAUCAGCACUACAGGCUCCUCUGGGGUAAACGCACAGGUUUUGCUCAAGUAGCCUUGGAAGCCAAAGUGCCCAUUAUCCCUAUGUUUACACAAAAUAUUCAAGAAGUAUUCAGAGGAUUUGGAAAAAUACGACUGAUGAGAUGGUUAUAUGAAAAAAACCGAUGGAUAGUUAUUCCGAUCUGUGGAUGUUUUCCUGUUAAAUUACGCACAUAUCUAGGAGAACCCAUCCCAUAUGAUCCAAAUAUUUCUGCUGUAGAACUUGCUGAAAAAACCAAGAUUGCAAUUGAAAAUCUUCGUGAUCGAUACCAAAAAAUACCAGGAAAUAUAUUAAGAGCUCUCUCUGAACGAUUUGAUAAACAACCUAAGGAUGACUAG
Messenger RNA from Pogona vitticeps (central bearded dragon), 868 nucleotides. Its product is annotated as DGAT1/2-independent enzyme synthesizing storage lipids-like. Gene Ontology annotation, cellular component: membrane. Gene Ontology annotation, molecular function: acyltransferase activity. NCBI's taxonomy places the organism in Eukaryota, Metazoa, Chordata, Lepidosauria, Squamata, Agamidae. The record is from RefSeq and is a predicted model, not a curated record.